AUGACAAUAAAAAAAAUUUAUAAUGGGCAUUUCCGCAGAAUACCAUCAAGGGACAAAGCUGAAAGUAGCUUUUCCACUGAGAAAUCAUCUGGGGAAGCAUUUAAUGAAAGCAAAAGUUUUGAAAAAAAAGGCGAUUACGGGAUUGUUGAUAACAUAAUAUAUGGUGCAGGUAUAGGUGUCGGAGCCGUGGGACUAUCGCUCGCAGUACUCAGUUCAACCGUUCUUGCCUCGACUUUAUUAUUUUCAUCUUAUUUUUGCACAAAUACUUGCAAUGUGAACGAAGAGGAAUUCUCUGAUGAUUUUAUUUAG
This is a messenger RNA of Plasmodium malariae, 309 nucleotides long. RefSeq names its product conserved Plasmodium protein, unknown function. The transcript has 5 exons. Lineage: Eukaryota; Apicomplexa; Aconoidasida; Haemosporida; Plasmodiidae. The record is from RefSeq and is a predicted model, not a curated record. Bases 1 to 309 code for a protein of 102 amino acids.